CAUAACAAAAUUAUUAAAUAAUUCAAUGAGGUAUUGAUUAGCCGUAGGAGGUGAGGUAGUGGUCGAGACGUGGCUAUGUUGGAUAGAUGCUGCAAAUCCUGGGUUGACUUUAGGAGAGGUAUUGAAAUGGCUAAGCUGGUAGACUUUUACAGAUAUAUCGUAAUUUUACAGCAACAUGAAGAUCAUUUAAACACCAUUUUCUUUGACUGCCUAAGAGUUUCAUACAGCACUGUAAAUUCUCCAUGACAUUCUCAACCCCAUGUUUUACACAUAGAUUUUUGUGGGCACCAUACAAUAUUGCAACGGGGCUUGUUUACAUGCGUGUGUGUGUGUGUGUGAGUGUGUGUGGGUUUGCGUGAGUGUGCCUGUGUGCGUAGGGCAUGUGCAAAUGAGUGUAUGGGUGUGUGUGUCUGUGUAUGUGUAAGUGUGUGUGUCUGUGUGUGUGUGUAUGGCCGGAGCAGAACCACGGUGCGGGUCGCGUGCCGGUGACUCACGGGCCCAGGGCACUUUGAGCUGACGCCCUGCAAUCACAGACCACCAUGGCUGUCCAAUGUCCCAUCGUUCUGAUGCCCUUGUUCCUCCUCAUCGCAGUGGCACAUGAAGACGGCUGGUCCAUGAAGGUUCCCCCGGAGGUGAGGGCAGUGGAGGGCUACCCUGUAGUGCUGCCCUGCUCGUUCUCGCACCCGCGACACGAGCAGCACUCCUCCAUGCUGGUGCAGUGGCGCCUGGGCCACGGCCCUGCUGGAGUGGUACUCUUCCAGUGCGCCAGCCACAACAACAGCCGCUCCUGCCAGCCCGAGGGGCACCAGGACCAGCGCUACCGCCUGGAGGGUGACCCACGCCAGCACGACCUGUCGCUCCGGAUCAACAGCGCCGCCCUGCAGGACAGUGGCCACUACUACUGCCGUGUGGAGGUGCCUGGUCACCCACAUGCCAGCUUCCAGAACAAGAGGGGCAUGCACCUGCGGGUGGAGGCUGCCCCGCAGAUCCUGGGACUGUCAGUAGAGGGCAGUGAGGAGUCAGGCUACAGUGCAGUGUGCCGGGUCCAAGGCUCGCCCCUCCCGGAUGUGCAGUGGAGCAGCCCUGAGCACCCCCGGGACGACCCCCCGCUGACCUUGCUCUCGCAGGCGGAUGCCAGCCAGCACCACACCUCCAGUCUACUGCGCGACGUCCAGCCAGGGCACCACUACACCUGUGCCGCCUCCAACCCUCUGGGAAGAGAGCAGGCCACCUUGUUCCUCCUGCAGCCCAACCCUCUACAGGCCUCCUCUGGGCCUCCUCACCUGCUCCUGCUUCUCUCGCUCUCACUGGGGGCCAAAGUGCUGCUCUUUCUGGGCUGGCUUGCUUGGCUGCUCUGGCGGCAGUGGCAGUGAUAUGAUGUGCUCUCCUUCUGAAACUCAGGGCCUGGCCGUCCUGGUCUCUGCCGAGUCGUACCCCAGUGAGCUAUGAUUUUGUCUCUUGAGUUAAGUCACACCCCUCUUGCAUCAGUUUGAGCAGCUCAGCUAAAAGGGAAGCCUAUGUAACAAUGAGGCAGUGUUGGGCUCCCCCUUGUGUCUCCAGGCUGCCACUGCAUGUAUGCUAAAUAUGAGUACAAGCAUAAAUCAUAUCUAAUCUUGCUUGGUUCAAGUGUAUGCAAAAUGGUCUUUUAAUUGGGGUAGCAGAGCCCUAUGCCAGUGGCUCACUAUAUCUAGAGUUGGCAUGUUUGUCUUUUAAGAUAAUUUAAGGUUUAAGAUAAUAAA
Messenger RNA from Paramormyrops kingsleyae, 1739 nucleotides. RefSeq names its product sialic acid-binding Ig-like lectin 15. Gene Ontology annotation, cellular component: plasma membrane. The record is from RefSeq and is a predicted model, not a curated record. Lineage: Eukaryota; Metazoa; Chordata; Actinopteri; Osteoglossiformes; Mormyridae. Gene Ontology annotation, biological process: regulation of bone resorption; regulation of actin cytoskeleton organization; regulation of osteoclast development.